Aspergillus ibericus CBS 121593 is the source of this 1395-nucleotide messenger RNA. RefSeq names its product putative proline-rich, actin-associated protein Vrp1. Gene Ontology annotation, molecular function: actin binding. The transcript is spliced from 2 exons. The record is from RefSeq and is a predicted model, not a curated record. The coding region runs from base 1 to 1395 and encodes 464 amino acids. NCBI's taxonomy places the organism in Eukaryota, Fungi, Ascomycota, Eurotiomycetes, Eurotiales, Aspergillaceae.
AUGCCUCCCCCUCCGCCGCCGCCGCCGCCGCCGCCCGGAGGGAUGGGGGGUCCUCCCCCGCCUCCUCCCCCUCCAGGGGGUAUGCCCAGCAGACCCUCAAAUGCAGAGGUCAAGGGUCGAGGCGCACUGCUCUCCGACAUCCACAAAGGCGCAAGAUUGAAGAAGACCGUGACCAACGAUAGAUCAGCACCCGUGCUUUCAGGUGGAGGAGCAAAGUCUUCUGGUCCCGCAGUUCCAGGCGCUCCGCCUGUUCCCGGCAUGGCGAAGCCUCCGGCCGGGUUGGCACCACCACCUCCGGCACAAGCGGCGAACAGGCUACGAAGCAAUAGCGAUACUGGUGCAGGAGCUGAUGCUGCGGCGGGCGCCCCGGCGGCGCCUCAACUGGGAGGCCUCUUUGCGGGAGGCAUGCCCAAGUUGCGCAGUCGGGGAGGCGUUGACACUGGGGCUACUCGGUCCUCGCCGUAUCUAUCGGAUUCGGAGGGAUCGCGGAGCGCUCCCCCGCCCCCUGCUGUGUCCGCUCCGAAGCCGCCAGGUGCCCGACCUCCCCCUCGCCCGCCCGCGACAGAAUCGCCGCCUGCUCCUCCAGUGAACCCGCUGGUCGCUAAUCUCCGGAAACCCCCUCCAAGGCCGGCGUCAAGGCCCUCAUCGACAGUCUCGAAUGCGUCAAGCAGAUCAGCCCCUGACGCUCCUCCACGCGCGCCGCCACCGCUGCCGGGCUCCGCAAGACCUCCGGCGCCGCCCCUAUCUACCAGGAAGCCUUCUGCCCCUGCGCCCCCACCUCCUCCCCCUUCAGCAAUUCCAGCUGCAGCCCCGCCGCCCCCUCCAGCAGUCUCUGCUCCCCGCCCUCCUCCGGCGCCGGCACGAUCUACCCCUCCACCCCCUCCCCCACCUCCUGGUGGCUCUGCUCCACAACCGCCGAACGGCACGGCGGCUGCGUCCAUCGCAGUUCAAGCUGCUCGAAACGCUUUUGGACAUGGUCAUCCGUCACCGCCACCACCUCCUCCACCUGCCUCGGCCCCCUCAGCGCCUCCCCCACCUCCUCCUCCCAGUGCUCCUCCCGUCGCCCCUCCAAGUGAGCCACCAUCGCGGCCAACCCCUCAGCCCUCUGCAAUAGCACCUCCUCGACCUUCAUCCUAUGAGUCACCCAUCGGUCAUCAACCAGAUCGUUCUACACUGGAUCCGAGCGCUUAUACCCUCAGCAACGGCGGGCCGUCACCGGGAUCGAGCCCUUGGAAUUCAGGUGGACACGGCCUAGUUCGGGUGGACGAUCAUCGGUUCAAAUUCCAGAGCGAAGGCUUGUUGCCCAAGCCACGGCCAUUUGUGGGAGGUACCAAACGGUACCGGGCUGGACGAGGUAGCAGUGUGCCAUUGGACCUAAGCGCAUUGGCUGGAUGA